AAUACUGUUUAAUUGAAAAAUUGACACUUUUAUUGUAUUUAUGAAACUUUUUCCCUUAUCAAGUAUCUACUACUUUUUGGGUUAGUUUCAAUAAUUUCAUUUUAUCAAAUGCAGUUGGCAAAAGCUUGUGUUUGAAAGAAAAUGUCUCUCAAUUGGAUACUAAUUAUAGUAAUCCUAAUUUGUCAGUUUUCCAAUGGUUUCAUUCAUCCGAAACUUGAAGAAGUUCUUAAUUUCAAUCUUCAAAGAAUUCCUUAUAUUCGUUUUCAAUUACGAGAAGGUAUCAACAGUGACUUCGACAAUAUAUACGUUGAAUAUUUUCUAAAACAAAAAAUUUGUCCAUUAAUUAUAUCAACUUACACUAUAAAUGUUACCAAGGCUCUUCCAAAAUUAAGGGAAAAUUUUAUAAUAGUAUCAAACAUGGAAAAUUUGAAAACAUCAGUUAAACUGUUUUCACAAAAAGCUGGAAUGUUUUUUAUCAUCAUUACCGAUACUAUCGAUCUUUCAGCAUUCAAUCGAAUUUUCGGAAAACGAUGGAUGUUGGGAAUUUAUCGAUUAAUUCUACUAACAUUGGAUGGAUUGAUGAUUUAUAAUCCAUUUAAGUUCAAUGAGAUCACUGGAGAUUUUGGUGGUAUUGAAGAAUUUGAAGGGAAGAAUGUGAUAACUCUGUUUGAUAAUAUGAACGGAUAUCCACUGAGAGUUCAAUUGUUCAAGUCGGUCUAUGCAAGACCAAAUUAUAAUACAAUUUUAAAGAAAAUGGUCAGUGUUGAAGGAGCUGAUGCUCAAGUUGCCUUAGAGUUGCAGAAAUACAUGAAUUUCACUAUGAUAUUUCAGAAACCGUCCAGGGAUUACUUUGGAGAACGUUCUCCAAACAAUUCUUCGUACAAUGGAGCUAUUGGAAUGAUCAUUAACUCCGAGACCGACAUUUGUAUGACUGGGUUCUUCAUUAAAGACUACCAUGUCCCGAUAUGCCAAGUUUUGCGAAUCUGUACUGAUACCUGGGUUAUUUGGGUAAAAUCCUACAUCACAAGAUUUCCUCCAUUCAACUCGGAAAGAAUAUUUUUGUUAUCAAUUUGUUUGGUGAGUGUCAUUCUUGGAGCAAUAAUUGAAUCCAGUUUGGCUACUGUUUAUAUUCAUCCAAUUUACUAUCAAGACAUUAAUACACUUGGUGAGCUAGAAGAAAGUGGAUUGGAUAUCGUUUACAAAUUCACAGGAUUCAAGGAUGAUUUUUUCUUCAGUGAAACCUCACCUCUGUUUGCUGCUCUAAAUAAAAAGUUAAAGUAUAUUCCUAAUUUAGAUGCAGAUUUGAUACCAUUUUUAGCAAAUAAUAGAGGCUUUGCUAGUAUCAGUCGAUAUUCUUCAUUGAUUAUGGAAUCAAUUGGACAUCUAGUGUCGAAGAGAAUUCAUAUUGUUCGUGAGUGUCCAAAGCAUUAUAUGAUUGCUUAUAUUAUGCCCAAGGAUUCACCAUUUGCUGAAAAAAUCAAUGAAUUGUUGUUGCGGUUUUUGAAUGCUGGUUUAAUAAAUAAAUGGAUAAAUGAUAUGCAUGUUAAAGCUCAUAGAUUGAUUUUUAAAGAAAUAAUUUUCGAGGAAGAUUCAGUAUUCAAAAUUCUUACAUUGGCUGACUUACAAAUGGCUUUUUAUGUGAGAUAA
Molecule: messenger RNA, 1647 nt
Organism: Episyrphus balteatus (marmalade hoverfly)
Lineage: Eukaryota; Metazoa; Arthropoda; Insecta; Diptera; Syrphidae
Exons: 4
Coding region: 142-1647 (501 amino acids)
Source: RefSeq, a predicted model, not a curated record